AUGACGAACAUGAACAUCAAUGAAGGCAUUGCUUCAAGAUGCUGGUGUGGAAAGGGGAUUGUCACUUUUGUUUCAAAAACGGAGGAGAACCCAUACAGACGAUUCUUCAGAUGUGAGAUUUGUUUACAGAGAAAAAAAGAAAAUCAUGUUUUUAAGUGGGUAGACGAGGCUCUGGUUGAUGAGAUUGUAAGGAUGACUGAGCAUCAGGCGAGAGUUGACGAGGAAAUUGAAGAUCUGAGAAUUUCUAUGAAGAAAACAGUGCAGGAAGAAGUUAUGAACCAUAAGACUGCGCUUGAUGUAGGAUGCCUAGGAACCUUUUUCGGUUUAUUAUGUCUCUGGUCCAAAAAUGAUUAA
Raphanus sativus (radish) is the source of this 354-nucleotide messenger RNA. RefSeq lists its product as uncharacterized. The transcript is spliced from 2 exons. The coding region runs from base 1 to 354 and encodes 117 amino acids. The record is from RefSeq and is a predicted model, not a curated record. Lineage: Eukaryota; Viridiplantae; Streptophyta; Magnoliopsida; Brassicales; Brassicaceae. Gene Ontology annotation, molecular function: zinc ion binding.